Molecule: messenger RNA, 1656 nt
Organism: Amoebophrya sp. A25
Lineage: Eukaryota; Dinophyceae; Syndiniales; Amoebophryaceae
Source: the annotation of a GenBank genome assembly
AUGGAGGCAUCCUCAACUACGUCCUGCGUAAGAUUCUUUGAAGAGGGCGGCGUCCCCUCUUCGAGUCUCUUGACGCACACGGAAAAGCAAUCAGGUUUUUUUAGAGCCGUACAGGACAUGCACAGACCUGAUGGUGCAUUUGAUAAGAAAGUCUCUCAUAUCAAACAUAAAGCAGCUUCUGAAGAUAUUUGUUUAUUUACUUAUAGAUAUAGUUUUCCUUCUAUUAUAAUUAAUCUUGUCAGUGAUGUUAUUCGUGAAAAGCAUGCUGUCUUUAUACUAACUGUUUUUGGAGUAUCCAUAUCUAUCUUUUGAUGCUAAAGGCUAAGCCGUUUUAUUUCCAGCAUCGUGCGUAAAAAAUUUUCGAAUACCUAAGCCAGACAGACGGAUGACUUAAAUCCACUUAACUCUAUACAUCUGCGAUUCAGUGAUAAGAAACAUAUACCACAGUAAUCAGAAUCAUGCGUUUCCAUAUGAGACUUUUAUGUCUUUGCUGCGUUUUUCCAUCUUUCCCAUUCCCUCUGCAUCUAUCCCUACCCCUCCCCGGCAUGAUUACAAAAGUAAAAAGCGAUUCUCUCUAUUCUCCAAGGAGAGAGAUGAUAGAGAGUAGCGAAUGGCAAUAUACUUACCGAAAAUAGAAAAUUAGUACCUACAACCUAUCAACAGAAGAAAGAAGUUUACUGGAUACUCAUACUGGAGAGUUACAGUUUCUUCGUCCCUGGCUUAGCUUUCUAGUAGUGCACAGAUGUAGCACAGUACCUCUAACGAUGCAGAGUGGUAGCUCAACAUAUUGCUACACCGCGCAUCACGAAGCACGUGCCACGUUAGUUCUUUCCUGCGACAGUCACCACUAUUGAAUACUUAGAUGUCUUUCACUUUUUGCUUUUUAUAGCUCCAUAUGAGUGUUUGUCCGAAGUGAAAAGUGCUGCUUGGAUAGACUCUCAUCCCUCGAGUUCAAGUAUUCCCUUAGACUUUUUUUAUCUAGCAUGCCCCACCAUGCUCGUCAGCUACUUAGAUUGAUUAACUCAUUCGUUUUUCUGAAGAGAAACCGACUGAGAGUCGUGACAACACUCAUUCCGAUUCCUCCGAUAGAUUUUCAACUUUUUUUUACAAACAAAUUUUAAUUUAUUAUGCAUCGUGUGCGUUUCAAUUUGUGUAAGUGUAAAACUCAAGAAAUUCGGAAAAUAGUUCUAGCAGUCAUCAUGUUCGGUACCGGUAUUGGACACGAUGGUAUAUUACAACUUCUUAGAGAUUUUGACUCUCGAAUCUUAAUUCAGUACUAGUUCCAGUUGAAGAAAGAGGAGCAGGGUAAAUAUAUGUGCAAAUUCAAGCUGGUGGAACCAAAACUAAAAGUUAUUGUAGAUAAGAUUAUCGACCGGAAAAUAUCGUAGAUAUGGUUGUCCAUGAUCUCACAUGAUCGAAAACAAAAUGCUUUCACAAUGGCAUCUUUGUAUGUCUAUCGAGCCUGGUGUCGGACGAUGAUCCAUCAUGGCAAAAACUCUGAAACUACCAGUCUUCCUCUUCGGAGGACGAGAACGAGCAGAUGGUCCGAUUAUUAUAAAUAUAUAUUGAUUUUAGUACAUCUUCUUAGAGACUGGUGGUACUAGUUCAUCUAGUACUAAGUAGAAGCAAGCUCAACAGCUUGGGAGAAGCUCCGGG